This is a messenger RNA of Neocloeon triangulifer, 2437 nucleotides long. RefSeq lists its product as uncharacterized. Gene Ontology annotation, molecular function: olfactory receptor activity; odorant binding. The transcript is spliced from 6 exons. Gene Ontology annotation, biological process: sensory perception of smell; detection of chemical stimulus involved in sensory perception of smell. Gene Ontology annotation, cellular component: plasma membrane. The coding region runs from base 384 to 1610 and encodes 408 amino acids. Lineage: Eukaryota; Metazoa; Arthropoda; Insecta; Ephemeroptera; Baetidae. The record is from RefSeq and is a predicted model, not a curated record.
AUUUUCAAAUUAAAGGACAACAGAACCCAAGGUUAUUCCUUUUUCAUAUAUUUCAAAAUAUCCCACAAAACCCGAAUUUUGGGAAUUUUUUUCAAACGGUUUUUUCCUCAAAAUUAUGCUAUGAAACUUAAAAUGUUUAACUUCACCUGGGGCAUGGUAAGUGAUCAAGUAAGAAUCGCAGAGUAUAACAAUCUAAUUUUUAUCAUAAAUUCUUGUCAAUUGAGAUGAUAAAAUGAUGACAUAUGAAAUCGAUGCAAAAUUUGCCUGACGAGUCCCUAAUUUUCAUACAAAUUUGCACGAAAAUUGAUGUGGUUUUUACUUGAAUUUGAGGAGCGAUUUCGUGCAAAUUGGUCCUUUUCUUCGAAUCAGCGGCAUUUGGGGCGAUGCUGCGUUUCGGGGCGCACCGCUGUGCCGGUCUGCGGGCCCUGCACGGGGCGGGCCUCGUCCUCGGCUUCUGGAUUCCGAGCCAGGCCGGGCCGGCCCCGUCGCUGCUGCUGCACCGCGUCUUCUCCGCCCUGCUGACGGUCGCGUUCGUCGGCCAGUCGCUCUUUUCGCUCUACAUGACCGUCUGCUUCACCGUCGACGGCUACGUCACCGGCGUCCUCUACGCCGUCAGCCUCAUCACCGUCCUCAAACACCUCUUCUCCAUCGUCUACUUCCAAAUACGCAGAAACCGCCUCGUCCAAAUCUUCGCAGAACUCCAGGUGGUAAUGGACAAGUACAACUACCCUUUCGUCGACCUGCAAAGGAUGGCGCGGAGAGUCUCGUUCAGGAGUUUUGUGAUUUACUUCCUCCUGCCGUCGGCUUACAUCGUCCUGAUGAGGAGCAACACCAUCAGCUUGGUCGAAAUUGUCCGCAACCCUGCUGAAAAUAACGCGACCGAAAUUUUUUCCCUCAACCAAAGCCUGGGCACCUUCAGGAGAGAUUUCCAUCGAUUUUUCAAUCACCACUCGGAGAAUUUGUUCCGAGUGGCCAUUUUCGUGUCCACCAUGUCGAACCUUCGCGAAAUCGCGGCCAACGCGUUUCUGAUGACGGCUUAUUUGAUCAUUGCCGAGCAAAUGGAAAUCCUGACCGAGUGUCUGCGGCGAAUUCUGUGGCCGCCCCACUUCUUAAAAGUGGACAGAAUUUUUGGGCAAAAAUUUGGAAAAUCCGCGGUUAACCUGGAAGUGUGGCAGGAAUUCCAACAAAAAACGGCCCGAGUUUUGGACGAAAUCAACCGAUUUUCUUCCCCAAUCACGGUCAUUUCAAUCGGAUCUUACGUCGCUUUACUCACUUUAUCUGCUUUUGCACUGACAAAGAUGUUUUCGGAACCGGAAUUCGCGACCAAUUUCAUGACCGGAUGCAUUCUUUACUUGACGGAGAUUUAUUUGUACUGCGAAGUCGGUCACCGAAUCAAAAAGCAGGCGGACGCGAUGGGCGACGUGAUUUUUCACGGGCCGUGGCUGCGAUUGGAGGCGCACGUGGUGCCCGUGGUGCAUUUUCUCAGCCUCGACUGCCAACGCUCGUUUUCCGCCGUCGGCGGCCCCUUCUUCACCCUGUCCUUGGAGUUUUUCGCCACCGUCGUCGGCGCAUUUUUCACCUACUUCAUCGUCGCCGUUCAAAUCAAGUGAAAUUUAAACAAGAAUCUCGUUUUCUUUUCUUAAAAAUUUAUUUUGAAAAUUAUUUUAUAAACAUUUCAUUGCUGCGAGUUUUCGUACUUGAAGUUGCCGACGUUGUUGCCGACGGUCAUGGUGUGCGAGCCGGUGGCGAUCAGUUUGCCGCUGGCACAGUUGGUGAUUUGCACGUCGACGAAGGUCAUCGACCUGCCCGCCCUCUUCGUCUUGGCGUCGAUGGUGAUUUUGUCUCCGACCUUGGCCGCGCCCAUGAACCUUUUUAAUAAAAAGUUUAUUUUUUUCACAUUUUUUAAGAGAAAAAUUGAAUCCUGACGAGAGGUGCAUGUCGACGGAGACCCCCGGGACGCCGCCCGACUCGGUCAUCUGGGCCAGGUUGGUGACGCCGUCGGUGAAGGUGCAGAUGAGGCCGCCGUGCAGGGUGCCGCCGCUGUUGGUGUGUUCCUGCUCGACCACCAUUUCGGCCACGCACCGCCCCUGGCCCGCCGACACGAUCGUCACCUUUUUUUUUUCUCAAAAAUCUCGUUUGAAAUUUGCAAUUUCUUGCCACAAACUUUAUCAAAUGAGAGAUAAGAGUUGAAAUCUAGAAAGUUGUGCGAUGCACUUCAUAUUAAAACUGCUCUUUUUGAUAAGGUUGUUAUCGAUUUAUGUGCAACUUAUUUGCAGUCUUAUCUGGGAAAGUUUUGCGAUUUUUUUUUUUAAUUUAAUUUAUUUUUGUCCUACCUUAAAAUCUUUUAUCUUCAUUCAUCAUGAAAUCUAAUUUAAUAAUUAUAAAACAUUUCUCAAUAGUUUUUUUUUUUCGGAAGUUUUAGCAAAAUUCUUGCUAG